GUGAAGUGCGCGGUUUUGUGAAUGGCGGUAGGCGGGGCUAUGCACCUCACUUUCCUGCCAUUGGUCAGUUUCCCGGUAGGCGCGGCUUGGAGGGCGGGGGAGCAGGUGCGACUGGCGCCACGUCGGCGGAUUUGAACCGUCUUUUGAGAGCCAGACACCACUCCGCCCCCUUUUGAAGACAUAAUCUGUGGCACGUACAGGUUAUCGUUGUAAAGUGACAACAUUCGUUUUCGUCAAAUUCCUCUCGGUAUGAAUGUUGUUAGAAAAACAAUAACAAAGAAAAUAGAGCGGGGGAGGUGUAAGUACGAUUGUGUCAUACCUGCAAAUCACCAGACAGAUAAUUUGUUUGUUAAUUUUACACUUUUGUACGACUUGGGCUAAAAACAUUAACAUGUUUUGAUGGCCAGCGAAGUGCGAACUCCUAUGAAAAGCCCUCAGUAGUCCCUGAGUAAAGACCCUCGAGGCAGAAAAAAAAAAAAAAAGGACCAUCUCCACCGCGCGUUCUCGCCGCCGCCGCACUGUCUCGCCGCUCGCGCCAUAAGCGGCCGCCUGACUCCAGGCCGGGGCGGGACAGGCUCUUUAGCACUACCUGAGGCACGCUACCUCCAGCGGCCUACCACAUGUACACAACAUCCACCGUUAGCCGACCGCAGUCGACGUUGUUCUCUCUCUCUGUGGUCUACCCGCUGCUACCAGCAGGGAGGGGGAGCUAGGGCGCGGCGAGCAGCCCCCCCUGUCGUACAAAAGAGUUUGUGUCGAGGUCGCUGCGAGCAUCUGAGCGGAGACGCGUCCCCCGUGAGAAACACUUCAUUACCGAUCGGUGACGAAAGAGGAGUGCCACCUUCCUCCUACCCCCGCGUCGCCGGGAGCUGUCUUGCAGUUGACGAGGAGAGACGACUGGCGACGGAUGAAAGGUGGGCAACGGAAGAGAGAGAGGCGCUGAGGGAUCCUGGAGUGGACAUCUUGCGACAGUUUUGUGUUUUGCGUGGCUAUUCUUUUUUUUUUUCUGGAAGUUAUUCUGCAGCAUGAAACUCCGAACCGGAUUCUGUUUUUCAAAGGAUCGGAUCCCUUAAUCUAAAAAAAGAAAAAAAAAGUGGCGAAACAGGAUUAUUCUUUGAAGUGAUUUUUGGGGCUUGAACCAGUAGAGAGAAGGUGCAGGUGCCAGAAGCCGGACAGAGCGAUCGGCAGGCCGCCUGGUGGGACUGAAGACGUUGAGAGCCUGGGGACUGGGGACUACCCAUGGCAGUUGUGCUGGAGGACAUCGUGUGGCGACGUGUGGGCGGCUGAGCAGCGAACCUCGCACCAUGUCACGGCGACGCCUAGCGGCAGUGAUUGAGAUCAGGUGCUGGACUCUUCUAGUGAUGGGCCUCCUUCUGGCCUCCUUGACAUCCGGGGCUCACCACCCUGUCUGGAAACGGCGGAAUUUUAACGAUGAUAUCGAUGCGGGGGGAGAAUCUGCAAGGGAGGUAAGCAAAGGUGAUGAUCAGUCUGGGAACGGCGGGAGAGACGAUGAUGGGCCAGUGUCCAGGACAGCUCCCUCUUCUCCCGUGGGCCAUCGGAACGUGCUUUUGCAUGAGGCUGUGCGGCAGCUGCUCGGAUUUUCCUCAUCCCCGGAGUCGAAACCAGGGCAAGGCAGCGCUUUUUUGCCCGAUCCGUCACGGCCGCCACCCAUGCCCAAGUACGUGAUGGAUUUGUACGACAAGUACCGCUCCGGGGAGAUGCAGGAUGGCCCUACCCUCGGCAAUACCAUACGGAGUAUUCACGCGGAGAUAGGUGAAGUGAACGGCGAAGCUAUGUUCGUCUUUAACCUCUCUUCUAUCCCGCCCACGGAGCGAGUACUGCGAGCGAAAGUCCACCUGUACAAGCGAAAACCCGGUCACCGGAAGAAGCACUCACGCAUGCGUGGAGACAACACCGAGCUGAUCCUCUACGAGGUGGCUCCCCACUACCUCAGCCAGACGGGCUCCAUCAUCAUGAGGUCCUCCUCCGCGGGCUGGCAGUGGUACGGCGCGACGGACGCAGUGGUCAGCUGUCUGAUGGCUGACCGCCAGCACCCUCACCUGUUCGCCCUCAGCUUCCGAGCCGACAAGCCCAGCGGCAAAACCCGCCAGGUGUCGCUUAAGAAGUUCGUCUGGCACCACUCGCUCCCUUUCCUCAUCCUAUACUCCAACGAAACGGAGAGUGUCAACCUUGAAGAACUUGAUAUCGUGGCGGAGAGAAUGCACAGCAGGCGAGUCGAGGGUCAAGGGAAAGACUACGAAGACCUCGGCGGUGAGGAAGGUGUUGGUGGCGAAGAAGGUAGCAUCAACAACGAAAAAGAGUCACCAAAAUCAAGGGACAAGGACAUUGAGGACGUGGUGCCGUCGGUGCGACGGGAGAAGCGUUCGAUUCUGACCAACGAAAUCCCAGAAGACCCUCAGGAAUACUACAAGUUCAAGUACCUCAAAUUCAACAUGCCCCAAACGCACCCGGGCAUGCUAACGGCGCGCCGAGAAGGGCGCCAGAAGACGGGGGGCGGAAGGCUGAUUCCCUAUCCGCCCACCAGGGGGCAGAACCGGAGGAGGAAGCAUCGUGGGCGCAAGGGGCGACGACAGAGCGGCAGGAAAAGCAGCCAGCGGCUCUUGCUUCCGGAUGGGUGGGAGGAUUACCACGACAACGCUGCGUCGCCUGACAACAGCCCCAGCAAGGUGUGCGCACGGCGCCGCCUGGUGGUGGACUUUGCGGAUAUUGGCUGGGGCGACUGGAUUAUCUCCCCGAAAUCGUUUGAGGCGCAUUAUUGUGCCGGCACGUGUCCCUUUCCACUCACGAAGAAGCUUCGCCCGUCUAACCACGCCACCAUCCAAAGUAUCGUCAACGCCGUCGGCCUGUACGCGGACGUGCCUGCGCCCUGCUGUGUCCCGGAUGUCAUGACCUCAGUAACGCUUCUCUACUUCGACGAGAACCGCAACGUGGUCCUCAAGAACUACCCGGGUAUGAGCGUGCAGUCCUGCGCCUGCAGAUGAGCAGCCCUCGCAACUGCCGUCAAGCGCCUCGCUUCAACACGUGAUCAUGACAACGCAGCAUCGAAAGUCAGAGGACUACCCAUGCUCAAACCAGAAAGUUUGCUUACCAACGGGUCUUCUUCUUCUUUGGACUAUCGGAUUGGAGUGUGAGCAUGGCAUUCAGAUGGUUGUUGUGCUUGUCCUAACUAGGUCUGAGUGACAUCAGGGGCUGAACGCCAUGCUGCUUAUUCGGGUCAGCGCCAGACUGUCUUGUCUCAGUCAGAGCGGUAGCACUGCCGUUUAGUUUGGUUUUGGUUUGUUGGUUGGUUGGCCUUCUGACGUAAGGUUCAAACAACAUGGCGGUGAUACAUGGAUCCAAAUGUCACUGCAGAGCUGAGUACUUGAGACGUUGUUUGAAACGCAAGGGUCUGAAAACGUGCGGCCAUCUGUAAAACCAGACCGGAAACAGUGAUCAUUUGACACGCAUGCGUGGUUACCGUAACUUUUGAGUGUAGUAAGUGAAAGGCUAAGAGCCGUGUACUCACAACUGUGUUACCCGCUUGGCCAGGUUCCGCUAAGAAGACUAAACAUUGCAUCUUGAGCGAACGACGUGUGACCGAGCCUGUGUGCUGAAUAAAGUCAGUGAUCCGUAGUGUAGAUGAAAGAAAGAAGAGCUCAGUUGGAGGCUCGGCAGACGUUUUCACCUGAUAACCCUCGAGAAACUGAAGUCACCAAAUCACGCGCUGACAUCUUCUGUGACACGUGCUUACGUCCCCUGUGACACGUGUCUACGUCAUCUGUGAAACACGUCUGCCUUGACUGUGAAACAUGUAGUGACGUUAGCUGUGAAACGCAUGUACUCGCAUCAUACGUCAAACCAGGCGUCACCUGUGAAUCUCGUGCAGGGUUACAUCACUUGUGAAACAUAAAUAUAUAUACUCUUCUAUGUGAGAGCACUAUGGCAAAAUGGACUCUUGCAAUGGACUUUGCAAGGAGGCUGUGAAGACACUCGCCUUAUGUCUGUUUACGGCGGGUGGUGAGAUGGACAGGUCAACGAACACCAGUCCCCUGUGGAAAGAAGGGCCCAGGGGACGGGACUACUGUUCACAGGACUACCCGUUGGAGCGUGGCAACGAAGUGGGUGUGUCUGCGGACACAAGCUAUUUCAGGGUCCGCUCGAAAGUCUCAAACGCCACCAUGGGGGUCUUCUGAACCUGAGUCUCACGACUGUUUUUAAUCUUCUGGAGCAUGUAAAACUUUUUUUCUAUGAAAAUGACCCAGAAAAAGAUGCGUGCAGAUGACUGUUUUAAGAGGCCCUUUUAAAUGUUGCUUUUCAUGUUUAUGGUUUCAUUUGAUGUAAAUAUAUUCAUAGCUUGUACUCAUCACCCCGUUGUAUAUCUUGUACCAGAUGAAAACUUUGCCGAAUGUGAAAACAUAAAAUAAAGGAACUGCAGUGGUCGACAAGCUACAGACCAGAACGAUCCUCUGACAGACAUGCUGUACAUUUUGGUUUCUUUUGAUCAGGGCGAGUUUUGGAAUUGUAUUAACAGUCACAUGACAUCCUCUUUUCUUUUUACACUCUACUUUUUUCAGCGAUAUCACCUCUAGUAUUUAAAAUCCUUUCUCUAUUUUAAAAAAAAAGUCUUGAAGGUUAAGGUAGGUGGCAGGUGACGAAUAGUGCGCGCGGAACAACAGCUGCUAAUGACUAAGAGAUGGAGGUAGCCUAAGUAC
Molecule: messenger RNA, 4712 nt
Organism: Pomacea canaliculata
Lineage: Eukaryota; Metazoa; Mollusca; Gastropoda; Architaenioglossa; Ampullariidae
Product: bone morphogenetic protein 3-like
Biological process (GO): SMAD protein signal transduction; BMP signaling pathway
Cellular component (GO): extracellular region
Molecular function (GO): growth factor activity; cytokine activity
Source: RefSeq, a predicted model, not a curated record